AUGGGCGUGUGGUGGGGGCCGGUGGUGCGGGUGCUGGUGCUGCAGGCGGCCUGGGCGCUGGGCGGCGGGCAGGUGCGCUACUCGGUGCCGGAGGAAGCCAGGGCCGGGACGGUGGUGGGCCGGCUGGCGCAGGACCUGGGCCUGGAGGCGGGCGAGCCGGAGGCGCGGCGGCUGCGGCUGGUGGCGCAGGGCCGGCGGGCGAGCGUGGAGGUGAGCGGGGCGAGCGGGGCGCUGGUGGUGAGCUCGCGGCUGGACCGGGAGGAGCUGUGCGGGAAGAGCGCGCCGUGCGCCCUGCGCCUGGAGGUGCUGGUGGAGCGGCCGCUGCGCGUCUUCCACGUGGAGCUGGAGGUCACCGACAUCAACGACAACGCCCCGCUCUUCCCCGCCGCCCGCAAAAACCUCAGCAUCGCGGAAUUAUCUACGAUGCCGGGCUCUCGUUUCCCGCUGGAGGGCGCGUCGGAUGCAGAUAUCGGAGCCAACGCGCAGCUCUCCUACACACUCAGCCCCAGCGAGCACUUCACACUCGAUGUUAAAUCCUCUGAUGAGAAUAGGAAAUCCCUGUUUCUGGUGCUCACGAAAUCUCUGGACCGGGAGACGAUGCCCGUGCACCGGUUGGUGUUGACGGCGAGUGAUGGGGGCUGGCCGUCUCUGAGUGGCACGGUGGAGCUGGUGAUCUCGGUGCUGGACGCGAACGACAACGCGCCCCAGUUCAACCAGUCAGUGUAUAAAGUGCAGCUGCCGGAGAGCGCUGCCGAGAAGACGCUGGUAGUGCGGGUGAACGCCACGGAUCCGGACGAGGGUCUUAAUAUGGACUUUUCUUACAGCAUCAUUAGUUCUGUUCCUAUUCGUAAAAGGGAUCUGUUCACCAUUGAUCCGAAAACAGGGGAGGUCAGACUGACAGGCGCCCUGGACUUUGAAGACGCCCGUUUGCAUGAGUUGCAAAUCGAAGCGAGAGACAAGGGGACGCCCCCGCUGUCGGGUCACUGCAGCGUGGAGCUGGAGGUGGUGGACGUGAACGACAACGCGCCGGAGGUGUGGGUGACGUCGCUGUCGGUGCCGGUGGCGGAGGACGCGUCGGUGGGGACGGUGGUGGCGCUGCUGAGCGUGUCGGACCGGGACUCGGGGGCGAACGGUCGGGUGUGCUGCGCGGUGUGGCCGGCGGGGCCGUUCGGUCUGGUGGCGACGUUCGCGGGCUCGUACUCGCUGGUGCUGCGGGAGGCGCUGGACCGGGAGCGGGUGUCGGAGUACGAGGUGGAGGUGCGGGCGGAGGACGGCGGGGCGCCGCCGCUGCGCGCCAGCCGCGGGGUGCGGGUGCCGGUGUCGGACGUGAACGACAACGCGCCGGCGUUCGCGCAGGCCGUGUACACGGUGCUGGCGCGGGAGAACAACGCGGCGGGCGCGGAGCUGGCGCGGCUGUGGGCGCGGGACCCGGACGAGGCGGGCAACGGGCACGUGAGCUACUCGGUGGCGGAGGGCGGCGUCGGGGGCGCGUCGGCGGGCGGCGGGUGGCGGUCGGCGUCGAGCUACGUGUCGGUGGACGCGGAGAGCGGGCGGCUGUGGGCGCUGCAGCCCUUGGACUACGAGGAGCUGCAGGUGCUGCAGUUCGAGGUGCGUGCGGUGGACGCGGGGGAGCCGCCGCUGUGCGGCAACGCCACGGUGCAGCUCUUCGUGGUGGACGAGAACGACAACGCGCCGGCGCUGCUGCCGCCUGCCGGCGGCGGGCCGGGGCCCGGGGCCUCGGGCGAGGCGGCGUGGGUGCCGGGCGCGGGGCCGGGCGCGGGGGCGUGGUGGGCGUGGGCGGCGUGGGGGGCGCCGGCGGGGCAGGUGGUGGCGAAGAUCCGCGCGGUGGACGCGGACUCGGGCUACAACGCGUGGCUGCGCUACGAGCUGUGGGAGCCGCGGGGGAAGGGCCCGUUCCGCGUGGGGCUGUACAGCGGCGAGGUGAGCACGGCGCGGGCGCUGGAGGAGGCGGACGGCCCGCGGCAGCGGCUGGUGAUCGUGGUGCGGGACCACGGGGAGCCGGCGCGCUCGGCCACGGCCACGCUGAGCGUGUCGCUGGUGGAGGGCGGCGAGGCGGCGCUGGCGGCCGCGGGCUCGUCGUCGGGGUCGGGGUCGGGGCUGCGGGCGUCGUCGGGCGCGGAGGGCGGCGCGUCGUCGUCGUCGAGGAACGUGUGGCUGGUGGUGGCGAUCUGCGCGGUGUCGAGCCUGUUCCUGCUGGCGGUGGUGCUGUACGGGGCGUCGCGGUGGGCGCCGCGGGCGGCCGUGCUGUCGGGGCCCGGGCCGGCGACGCUGGUGUGCGCCAGCGAGGUGGGGAGCUGGUCGUACUCGCAGCGCCAGAGCCGGAGCCUGUGCGUGGCGGACGGCGCGGGCAAGAGCGACCUGAUGGUUUUCAGCCCCAACUUCCCGCCGCCGCCCGGCGCCGCGGCGAAGGAGAUGCAGCCGGAGCCGCCCGCUCUCCUGGACACGGUCAGUGGCCCUCCCUUUCUCGCCUCCCGUCCCUUCCCCCUUCCCGCCCUUCCCGCCCGCCCCCUGGGCAGUCGGUGGUGGGAGUCGGGCUCAGCCGCCGGGGCCUGUGAAGCAAUGCCAAACAUGAAGGGUCAGCAGCAGCGGGUCUUCGGGACUCCGUGUAUAUGGUACAUCGGUGUGUUUUUCAUGGUGCUCUCAUUGCUGGGAAGGGUCUGCGAAAGUCGGAUUGAGCCUUGA
Messenger RNA from Gavia stellata (red-throated loon), 2703 nucleotides. Its product is annotated as protocadherin alpha-2-like. Bases 1 to 2703 code for a protein of 900 amino acids. The record is from RefSeq and is a predicted model, not a curated record. Gene Ontology annotation, biological process: homophilic cell-cell adhesion. Gene Ontology annotation, molecular function: calcium ion binding. Gene Ontology annotation, cellular component: plasma membrane. Lineage: Eukaryota; Metazoa; Chordata; Aves; Gaviiformes; Gaviidae. The transcript has 2 exons.